AUGGUUGUUUCCACCUUACGUGCCUCUCAAUUAGGCAAACAGUAUGCCACUGGAGAUCAGCCAUCUAUUUUUAACGUUCUUUCCCAGGAAAGCCUUAUGACAGCUCUAAAGCCAGCCGUUGGGCACGUCAUCAAGUUCCUCGCUCUCGUGUACUCACAUCGAUUCCAAACGGCUCAUCGAUAUUACGACGAAUUGUACCUGCUAUUUGAUCUCUUGCUCCAAAAUCAGUACCUCAAAAAGUAUGGUGCAUCAUUUUCGGAGAAUUUCUAUGGUAUGAAAAGGAUAGUCAAUUCAACGGGUGCGCCUCCAGUGGGAUCCAGCGAUCGCUUUCGUUCGCUUAUUGUUUUAGUACUGUGGCCAUAUGUUCGGGACAAGUUUGACAAAUGGCAUGAGACUGGGAUUGACAGAGUUCGAGCGGCUCGCGUUACUACAGCAGACAUUCGCAUAAAAGUCGCUCGAUUAUUCGUUCGGCUCUGGCCUAUCAUCAAAUCGCUUCUCACGUUUGCGACCAUGCUACUUCAGCUGCUGUACGUGAAGUACAUUAUAAACUGUUCUUCCGUACAUUCUCCAUUCCUCUGGCUAGCCGGUGUUCGCUUAGAAAAGUUAACGGCUCAAGAUAUGGCGGCUUUCGAGCACAUUCCUCUUCACUUGCAAGGAUCAGGAAUCCUCAACCGACUGUGGCGUUUCCUCCUCGCUUUCCCAGGCGUAUUUUCGCGAUUGUUUGGAUACUGUCUAUUCUUUAUCCAAUUCGUUGACUUUAUGUACAAUAGCGAAUUCGGCUCACAGCUUAUCCGGAAAAAUCCACGUGGUCACGCACCUUCCGCUCCUCAUAAGCUCUUGACUGAAUCGAGUGUUUUAAUGCUGGACACGAACAAAUGUCCACUUUGUAUGAGGAAAAGAACAAAUGAUACAGCGCUAUCAGUGUCCGGCUAUGUGUUCUGCUAUUCUUGUAUAUAUGAUCAUGUCAACCAGUUCAAAACGUGUCCAGUGACGGGAUUGCCGGCUACCGUGAAUGAGCUGAUUCGGCUGUACAUACACUAA
This is a messenger RNA of Cylicostephanus goldi, 1041 nucleotides long. The record is from the annotation of a GenBank genome assembly. Lineage: Eukaryota; Metazoa; Nematoda; Chromadorea; Rhabditida; Strongylidae.